This is a messenger RNA of Mytilus trossulus (common blue mussel), 904 nucleotides long. RefSeq lists its product as uncharacterized. The record is from RefSeq and is a predicted model, not a curated record. Lineage: Eukaryota; Metazoa; Mollusca; Bivalvia; Mytilida; Mytilidae. The transcript has 6 exons. Bases 57 to 590 code for a protein of 177 amino acids.
CUGUAUUUCAAAAGUCAUCCUUCUAUCUACGGCUCUGCUAUUACACAUAUUGAAUUAUGAUGAAGUGUUGUUGUUUGAUUGUUUCAAUCUUUUGCACACUUGAUGUGUCAAAUGGCGGCAUUCUUUCUGGAAUAUGCCACUCCUCCAAUGGUACCUGUGGAACAAAAGGUGUUCCAUGUAACGAGACUUUCGGGUCUGAAUGGGCGUAUACCGGAAAAUGCUGCAAUAACAGACCAUGUUGCAAAUCUUUAAAACCACCAUGUGUUCCAGAAACUAUUUGCCCAAGGGGUUUCAGGCUAUUACAAAACCAAUCAAGUAGUGCUAAUUGUUAUUUAUAUGGUGCAAACACUGUACCGUGGGAGGACGCUCAGUCGAUUUGUUCUGGUACACCAGGUGCCUACCUAUGGAGACCGAACACGUUACAAGAAGCCAAUGCUGUUUACCAUGAAUUUUUUAAACCCGAUGCAAAUUCUAUAUGGACUGGUGCAAAUGAUAGAGACACGGAUGGGAAUUUUACAUUUAUCACAGAAAAUAGUCCACUUCAAUUUAAUGAUCUCCCAUUUGGAUCUGGUAAAAUUGACUUAUUUUAAUUCAUCAAAAAUAUAUAUGUAACAUAAAAUAUCGAACCUAUGAAAUAUUGUUUGUUGGACAUAAUUUCAAAUAAAACAUUUUCUACUGACAGUAUUUCAUAAUGAAAUAUGGUCCUGGACAAUAUUUCAUUACAAAACAAUGUCCUUGUCCAUGACAUUUUGUCACCUCUUUUUGGACAAUAUUUCGCUAUGAAAUUCUGUUCAUGACAAUACUUCACUUAGAAACACUGGCUUUGAAACUAUUGUUUAAUCAAAUUACACAAUUAGAAAUAGUACACAAGCAUGCAGCAUGCACAAUUUUAAAUGAAUAACUG